AUGGAACCAGCUAGAGCGUAUGCGGAACAGACAAAACGCUGGAUAAUUUUGCCACUGCACAGCACUUUGUCUGCUCAGGAUCAGGAAAAAGUAUUUCACGUGGCCCCGGAUGGAGUACGAAAGUGUGUAUUGUCAACAAACAUCUCAGAGACCUCACUUACCAUCGAUGGUAUUCGAUUUGUCGCAGACUCGGGCAAAGUGAAAGAGCUAAGUUGGGAUGCCAGUGCCCGUUUACGUCGACUCAAAGAGUUUCCUAUUUCAAAAGCCAGUGCCAAUCAACGAAAGGGUCGUGCCGGUAGAACUGGACCGGGUGUGUGCUUUCGAUUCUAUUCACAGGAGGAUUACAAUCAGUUUGAGGAUUUCAGUACCCCGGAAAUUCGUCGAGUCCCUCUUGAUACAUUGGUCUUGCAAAUGAUGGUUAUGGGUUUGCCAGAUAUUAAAAGAUUCCCUUUUAUUGAACCACCGGAGGAAAAAUGUCUAGAGGAUGCCAUAGAACGACUAUUGUCGCAUGGCGCUCUGCUGAAAAUACAGUCGAAUCAAACUUCGAAACCGCACUCCUCGAGUGCAUCGAGUUCGUUGAUCAUUACCCCCCUUGGUCGACUGCUGGCCGAUCUACCGGUCGAAUUCGCACUUGGGCGAAUGCUAAUCAUGGCCUCGAUGCUCGGACUGGUCGAACCAGUGCUCAGUUUGGUUGCGGGAAUGUCUGUUCAAGCUCCUCUAACUCCAGUGACCUCUUUCGGUGGAUCGGAACUGGCCCGACGUAUGGAGGCACUAUCCGANGAAUACGAAAGUGAUCACGGUGACGCAUUCACUGUGAUGAAUGUGUUCGACGAGUGGCUCCGUGUAGGUUGCUCUAUCCGAUCGUCCUGA
Messenger RNA from Echinostoma caproni, 870 nucleotides. Lineage: Eukaryota; Metazoa; Platyhelminthes; Trematoda; Plagiorchiida; Echinostomatidae. The record is from the annotation of a GenBank genome assembly.